This is a messenger RNA of Acaulospora colombiana, 1218 nucleotides long. Lineage: Eukaryota; Fungi; Glomeromycota; Glomeromycetes; Diversisporales; Acaulosporaceae. The record is from the annotation of a GenBank genome assembly.
AUGCCAAAAGCAAAGCCCACACGUUCUUCAAAGCGUUCCGAUAAAAAAGACUACGAACGAUCCUCAGGAAAAAAAACCAGCAGUGGAAGCGAAACAACUCGGAAUUCUACUCCUACCACCCCGAAAACUUCCGAGAUCCCGGGAACUGAAUCUGUCACUGGCAAAGAUAUUAUCAUAAUUGCUGGCAGUUACGAAAAGUUACUGUACGGUAUAAAUGGUCAUUGGCUUAGAGCAGGGGAUGAUGGAUAUGAACAGGACAAACCUUCAUUGCGACUCGAGCCGAUCUUUAUCUUUCCUGCUCAUAGUGGGUGCAUCAAGACAGUUGCCGUUGGUGGCAGACAUCUAGCCUCGGGGAGCACCGACGAAGUAAUCAAACUUUAUGACAUCAAAAAGCGUAAGGAAGUUGGUUCUUUAUUGCAACAUGAAGGUUCAAUAACCACGCUUCAAUUUUACGGCAAGAGUCAUAUGUUAAGCGGAAGUGAAGAUGGCACUAUAUGUAUCUGGCGAACAAGAGAUUGGGAAUGUUUGAAAACUCUAAAAGGUCACAAGGGACGCGUGAAUUAUCUGAGUGUCCACCCCUCGGGUAAAAUGGCGUUAUCGGUAUCCAUCGAUAAAACUGUGCGAUUAUGGGAUUUGCUGGUGGGACAGAAGGCGAGUGUUAUCAACCUUGGAAGAGGUAUCUAUAAGGGAGAAGUUGUUUUGUGGAGCCCAUCGGGUGAACAGUACGCCAUUCUGACAACGCACGAGAUCGUGUUAUACAACAUUUCGGACGCGAAAAUUGCACAAAAAUUUCAACUUCAAAAUUCACGGUACCUUUGCAUGCAAUAUCAUACACACGAGAGUCUAGGAGAUUUGUUGAUUGCUGGAUGCGAGGAUAAGACCGUGAGGAUAUAUGAUAUCAAAAGAGGAGAUUGCAUCGCAAAAUUAAUGGGACACAAAAAUCGGAUCAAGAGUAUGUCCAAAAUUCAUUCCGCACCACCUAACCAUCCAACUCCCGUUGCUCUUUUAACAUCCAUUUCUUCCGAUGGGGUCAUCAACAUCUGGAGUUUGGACGAAAUUUUGGCGAAAAAAGGUCAGACAGAACCCCUGACAUCAUAUGACACCAGGACCAUGACGGUUUUGACCGUCUGGGGCCCACUUGAGGCCGCAGAUGUCAAACAUCCUAUUGUCAAGUCUCACACCGUGGCUCCUUAUAUAGUUGUCAAUCAUUCGGCGUGA